AAGGAUAUGCGUACCCAAAUCACCUCUCUACUCACACUCGCAACCCCAUGUUAUAAUUGACUCUCGAGCUCUCAAUUUUUUUUUUAUUAUUAUUAUUAUUUCAUUCAAAAGUAAUAUCAUAUUUGUCUUCUCUGCUUGCUUUGUUAUUCUUUAUUCAACAAAUUUCGAUGGGAGCAGUGGAUAAUGAAAGGAUGAUUGUGAACUCUGAUCGACUACUGUGGUGUGCUGCUGCUUUGGUGCUGAUGAUCAUUUUGCAACCGUCAGAUGCAGUCGAAGAAGCAGUAGUGGGGUCACCGCUGGUUCCAGCAAUGUUUGUGUUCGGGGACUCAUUGGUUGAUGUGGGCAAUAACAACUUCCUCCGUUCAUUUGCCAAAUCCAAUUAUUAUCCAUACGGAAUCGAUUUCAGUGGAGGCCCUACUGGAAGAUUUACUAAUGGAAGAAACAUGGUUGAUUUGCUAGGGAAUUUGCUGGGUCUUCCAUAUGUUCCAGCCUUUGCAGAUCCAAGUACUACUGGAGCCAAAAUCCUUGGGGGAGUGAACUAUGCUUCAGCAGCUGGUGGCAUAUUGGAUGAGACUGGCCAGCACUAUGGAGAGAGAUUUACACUGAGCCAGCAAGUGUUGAAUUUUGAGAGCACAGUGAACCAAUUAACAACACUGCUUGGUGGAAACCUGACCCAAUACUUAGCCAAGUCCAUAGCAGUUUUGGUGUUCGGAAGCAAUGACUACAUCAACAACUACCUCUUGCCUUCCUUGUAUCCUUCCAGCUACACCUACAAUCCCCAGGACUACGCCAAUCUUCUCCUUAAUCGCUAUGCUAGACAAAUUAUUGCAUUGUACAGUGUUGGAUUGAGGAAGUUUAUGCUUGCGGGAAUUGGACCUCUAGGUUGCAUUCCUAACCAGAGAGCUAGUGGCCAAGCUCCACCGGGGCGGUGCCUGGACAAUGUGAAUCAGAUGCUUGGACCAUUCAAUGAGGGCCUGAGACUAAUGGUGAACCAGUUCAAUGCCAAUCACACCGGUGCCACCUAUGUCUACGGCAAUGUUUAUGGUGCAAUUGGCGACAUGCUAAAUACCCCUGCCACCUACGGGUUCAAUGUGAUUGAUAGUGCAUGCUGUGGACUGGGGAGGAACCAAGGCCGAAUAACAUGUCUCCCAUUUAACGUUCCAUGCUCUAAUAGAAACCAAUACCUGUUUUGGGAUGCCUUCCAUCCAACAGAGGCUGCUAAUGCUAUCCUAGCUUGGCGGGCUUUUAAUGGCUCACCCGUGGAUUGUUACCCAAUCAAUGUCCAGCAAUUGGCGCUUAUCUAAUUGUCUUUUUUUUUUUUUUUUUUUGGGGGGGGGGGGGCAAUAUUAUCUAAUUAUCUUGUUGCAUUAUGUAAUAUCAUAUAUGGGUCAUGAAAACGUAUCAUAUAUCGCUGAGAUUAAUCAAACCGUAUCCUCUUCUCCUAGUCACCACCCAAUCUUUGCAAUGUCUGUUGUUGUAUCCCAAUAAUAAUUAAUAGUUG
Molecule: messenger RNA, 1501 nt
Organism: Ziziphus jujuba (common jujube)
Lineage: Eukaryota; Viridiplantae; Streptophyta; Magnoliopsida; Rosales; Rhamnaceae
Product: GDSL esterase/lipase At1g71250
Exons: 5
Coding region: 168-1304 (378 amino acids)
Molecular function (GO): hydrolase activity, acting on ester bonds
Source: RefSeq, a predicted model, not a curated record